GGCAAGUGAAGCUGAGGCAGCUGCUCCAGAAUGAACCACAGCUCUGAGAAGGGGAAGUAGAAGCCCAGCUGGCGCUCUGCCAUGGCCUGCGAACCACAGGUGGACCCCGGGGCGGCUGGCCCAUCACCCCCCUCCUCCCCUGGCUGGAAUGCCCUGCCUGGAGGAAGCCCUCCAGGCUGGAGGCGAGAGCUCCAUAAUGGCCAGGUUCUCACAGUUCUCCGGAUUGACAAUACCUGUGCGCCUAUCUCCUUUGAUCUGGGAGCCGCAGAGGAACAACUGCAGACCUGGGGCAUUCAGCAGGUCCCCGCUGAGCAGUACCGGAGCUUGGCCGAGAGCGCCCUCCUGGAGCCCCAAGUGAGGAGAUAUGUCAUCUACAACUCAAGGCCCAUGAGGCUUGCCUUUGCUGUGGUUUUCUACGUGUUGGUGUGGGCCAACAUCUACUCUACCAGCCAGAUGUUUGCCCUGGGGAACCACUGGGCGGGUGUGCUGCUCGUGACUCUGGCUGCGGUGAGCCUGACCCUGACUCUUGUGCUUGUCUUCGAGAGACACCAGAGGAAGGCCAAUACCAACACAGACCUUAGGUUAGCAGCUGCCAACGGAGCCCUCCUGAGACACCGGGUGCUGCUGGGAGUAACUGACACGGUGGAAGGAUGCCAGAGCGUGAUCCAGCUCUGGUUUGUCUACUUUGACCUAGAGAACUGUGUGCAGUUUUUGUCUGACCAUGUUCGAGAAAUGAAGACCAGCCAAGAGUCCUUGCUGAGAAGCAGAUUGAGCCAGUUGUGUGUUGUCAUGGAGACCGGCGUGAGCCCUACGACAGUGGAGGGGCCUCAGAACUUGGAGGAUGCUCCUUUGCUGCCUGGCGAUCCUCAUCCUGAGGAGAGACCACUCACGCAGACCGAGCUUUACCAGCUCAUUCCUGAGGCUGAGCCAGAGGAAAUGGCCCGGCAGCUUUUGGCUGUGUUUGGCGGCUACUACAUCCGGUUGCUGAUGACCUCCCAGCUCCCCAAGGCUAUGGGGACACGACAUACGGACUCUCCGAGGGUUCCAUGCCCCUGCCAGCUCAUAGAAGCCCACAUCUUGGGUACAGGGUGUUGCCUGUUCCUGGCCAGGUGACCUGGGACCAAAGUAUUCAUCUUCCUCCCAGACUGAGAAGUGGGGGAGGCUCCAGGAGCCCAGGAUGGCCAAUGGUGAGCUCCAGGUGAAAAGAGAAGCAUCUGGGGGCACUCCAGAAGGGGCCAGUCAUGCCAGCAACAGGGGCAACAUGCUCACUCCAGGGCCCAAUGCAAGAAUGCCUCUUUGACAUCUCAUGCUGACCCUUGGCCUUUGCAGAAGCUGAUGACUGCUGAGAUGGUUCUACCCCAAGCUGCUCCCUAUGCCUAGACCACGGACAUGGCUGGAAGGGGCCCAGUCUCCCAUCCCCUUCAUUGCAUGGAGAGUCCAGAACAAAUGAAUAUGCGACUGGGCAAUUGUGUCCAAAGCUUCAUCUCAGAUGACUCUUCCAUCUCCAACCUCUUCAUGUCAGAUGGGAAAUUGAGGCUCGGAAAGGAUACUGCUCUUUGUAGCAUUGCCAUGGGCUUCUAAAAUUAUAAGACUGUCUCUUUUUAAUAUGAAGAAAAUAAGUAAGUUUUCAGAUUUCUCUACAUUUUUAAGUUUUUUCUCCCCUCCAUAUUUUGUGAAAAGCAGACAACCCGUGCAUUUUGUCUGCUAGUAUACAGGCGGCAGAAGACAGAGACAGAAGAACAAGGACAGAGAGCUGUUCCUAGAAAUAUUUGGAAAAGACUGAUUCUGCUUGACUCAGGGACUUAUUUUGUUCGAAGGCAUGCAUGCCUGUGGUUGCGUCCUUAUACUACAGAAGUAGAACAGCAGUCGUGUCCUCUGACACUAACACUGUCUUGGAGUGAAACGUGACCAGUUGCUUGUGGAAUUCUAUGAAGAGUUCAGAGACUUCCUUCUAGGUGUUCCGCUCCCCAAAAGCUUGAAGACCCAUUGUUCUAAAGGCCCAUGUCUAAAAGCUGUGGCCUGACAUCUGAAGGCUCCCCAGCCCUCAAACCUGCAUCCACAAUUUUGGUUUCAUUUCUGCAAAACCCCUUCAUAAGUUGAAACUCUCUCCUGGACUGUCAUGCCUACUCUUUUCUGUCUAUUGGUCUCCUAUUCAGUCUUUCUUUUUUUUUUGAGUUGGAGUCUCACUCUGUCACUAGAC
Carlito syrichta (Philippine tarsier) is the source of this 2200-nucleotide messenger RNA. RefSeq names its product transmembrane protein 268 (gene TMEM268). The record is from RefSeq and is a predicted model, not a curated record. The transcript has 8 exons. Bases 82 to 1113 code for a protein of 343 amino acids. NCBI's taxonomy places the organism in Eukaryota, Metazoa, Chordata, Mammalia, Primates, Tarsiidae.